This is a messenger RNA of Agrilus planipennis (emerald ash borer), 950 nucleotides long. RefSeq names its product protein KBP homolog. Gene Ontology annotation, molecular function: protein binding. Lineage: Eukaryota; Metazoa; Arthropoda; Insecta; Coleoptera; Buprestidae. The record is from RefSeq and is a predicted model, not a curated record. The annotation marks the transcript as partial. The transcript has 3 exons.
ACGUCAGUUUUUAAAUAUUCACCUAUCAAAUUUGUGAGUGCUGUAUUUAACAAUGGACGACCCAGAGAAAACUUUCAAAGAACUCCGUGAACUUUUCGAAAAUCUUGAAAAAUCACCUUCUAGUAAUUCAAGCGAAAAUUCGAAAAACAAUUUAAAAAGUAGUUUCGAUAUUACAAACGAUAAUGGACAACUUGCUUCUUUAAUUGAAAAACUUGACGCACUACUGACAACUAUUAAUAACGACAAUGAAUAUCACAAGAAAAUUCUUACAAUGAAAGCCUCUUUAUAUUAUGAACAAGCAAAAUUAAUGGCAGCACUUGGAGAUACGACAAAAGCUACCGACUUACUAGAAAAAGCUUUAGAAUUCGUUUCUGAUUUUAAAGAUCACAACCAAGUGAAAUUUCUUUACCUAAGAUUAAUCAACCAUUUGUCAUAUCUUAUUUCAAAGGCAGAUAACCUUCAAAAGUCCCGGGAACUUCUAGAAAGCAUUGCCGAUUUCGAAGUAAACACGGACAUUGCGGUUUACAGUACUGAAGAAUUAUUUUCGGGAAAAGUCCUAGAUCAAAACCAAAGACGGGUAAAACUGAACAAAUUGUUAGCGAAUAAUUUGCAAAUGUUGGGCUGGGUUUACGGCAGACUUGGAAUGCACGACGAACAUGCUUUCAAACAACAUAAAGCACUAGAGAAACAAUUGGAAACUGGAGACAUUGAUCCCACCGAUUGGGCUUCGAGAUGCACUAGAUUAGCUGCAGUCCUUAUAACAAAGCAGAAAUGGGUACCAGCAAGAUACCACUUGUCAGCUGCAACAACAGUUUUAAAUCGUCUAGAACGCGAAUUAGUCCCACAUCCAGAGCUAUCCAGGACACAAGCAGAUAUGGCGAGGGGAUGGGUUCACUACGGACUUCAGUUGUUUAACGCCAGCACUAUAUAUUUGACGCAAAAGCUUGCAG